AUGGACGCCGACACGCUUGUCAAAGUACUCCGGAAAUAUAAUGUGUCGUUCGACGCAGCAGUGGUGAAAGCCGCCUUGUCGGACCCCAACUCACUCGAGGCCAGUGAGCUGGCACAUUGGGCUGCCAUCCAUCUCUCGCCGGACACAUUGCUCACGCCGGAUGAGCUUAACCAAUAUGCUGCCCUCGAAGAGUCUGGGCUUGCUGAGAAGCUUGCCCAGGCACCGGGUUUGGCGGAAACCCGUGUUUUGAGUGAACAAGAGAUCAAAGACGCUAUCGCGGCGCUUAAUCGAUCCACUGAGUCCAUUACUCGUUACAAUGAUAUCCUAAAGCAACAGCGUGCUGCCCUUGACCGUAUUGUCAGUGCUGCAAAGGAGGGUGUGGAUGCGCAGGCCACAUUGGCCAAGGACCAGACCGAGAAGUGGAAGUCUCAACGUCAGGAGCUAAUUUUAGAAAUUCAGCAAUUAUCACAGUCUCUAAGCACCCGCAUUGGGGAACUUGACCAGCAAGCCAGCGAGGCUGGGACUCAUAUUCAGGAGCUUGUGGACACUCAAUUCCAAGCAGACGACAAACUCCUUGCCAGUUUACAGAAGCUAGGACUGGAGCUUGAAAUCCCCGAUACCAAAGAGCAUGGGGAUGUUGUCGCGUUGCGUGAGACAUGCGCGAGACUGAUUAAGUUCACGGUGGAGACGGUUAAGACAAAGUUGGACCGUAUUUAUCUCGAGACCCUUGAGGAAUUGGAAGCAAAUAAUACGCCUAUCACCACUCAGGUCACAAAGAAUGAGGUUAAUUCGUUACAAGGGGAACUUGAGUCUCUUUAUUCGGAGAUCCUCCCCGUGGCCCAGAUGUCUGUCGAGCAGCAAUUCUUGGAGCCAGCGCUGAAGGACUUGGCUGCUAGGAACCGCCAAAGUCUCGCCAAUGCUUCUCAGGCAACAGAUUAUCGACGCCCAAGUCAAGUCGCGCAACUCAACAAAGCGGCAGCCCUUCUUCCUCAAGAGGGAGACGCGCUCGAUGAAAAGACGGGGAUCAAUGAACUUGCUUCGAUAUUGGCCAACCGUCGGCAAAAGGCAGAGGAUGUGGCUCAGAAUGUCCAGGAGACGUUUGAGGACGCUGCGAUGAGACACCUUGCCGAUGGAAAGCUUGCCAUUCAGCUCGUCCGUGAUUCUGUCCUCGCCGAGAGUCCAUAUGGGGAGGUGCAACUGGUCGACCCCGAGAUCGAGGGAUCUAUUGGUGUUCUCACUCAAGCAUUGGCAGCAGUCGAGAAGAGGCUCAAGACUGUCAAUGCUGCCUUGCCGACUUUGCGGGGCAAGAAUGCUAAACGGGAGGAACUGGUUCCGGCCACAAAAUUUCACAAGGCGACUGAAAUGGAGAACGUCAAAGACACACUCAAAAAGGGGUUGGAGAAGGUAACCAAGCAGGACAAAGAGCCGCUCCAAGAGUCGGGUAAGGACGAACUGCAAACAAUGUGGCCGACCCGGGAGCACCAUCCCGACCUGACCGGCGGCGUUGACACCCACAUGGGCAAGGCAGCCCAUUCAGGGGACGUAGCUGGCACGCCUGGAAAGGAAUGGAUGCGACAGCCAACGAAUAAACCGACAAUGGGGCAGCCGCGUACCUAG
Thermochaetoides thermophila DSM 1495 is the source of this 1617-nucleotide messenger RNA. RefSeq lists its product as uncharacterized. The transcript has 8 exons. The record is from RefSeq and is a predicted model, not a curated record. The coding region runs from base 1 to 1617 and encodes 538 amino acids. NCBI's taxonomy places the organism in Eukaryota, Fungi, Ascomycota, Sordariomycetes, Sordariales, Chaetomiaceae.